This is a messenger RNA of Aspergillus campestris IBT 28561, 1668 nucleotides long. RefSeq names its product cytochrome P450. The record is from RefSeq and is a predicted model, not a curated record. The transcript has 3 exons. Gene Ontology annotation, molecular function: monooxygenase activity; iron ion binding; oxidoreductase activity, acting on paired donors, with incorporation or reduction of molecular oxygen. NCBI's taxonomy places the organism in Eukaryota, Fungi, Ascomycota, Eurotiomycetes, Eurotiales, Aspergillaceae. Bases 1 to 1668 code for a protein of 555 amino acids.
AUGCCUCUCCAAACAUUCUACCUAUUCGGACAAAGUCCAUCGACCGCCAAGGAGAUUGAGAUCGAUGCAUCCCAGACCUUUGAGAACUUGAAAUUUAUAAUUGCUGCUCAUUUUGCCAUCGUCGAGCCAAAUGGGAUUGGCUUCCAAGGACCGGAUGCUGUCCUGACAGAGGUCUCGGAGAUUUGCGCAGCCACGGCUCCCAUCUCACUGACAAUCGAUGGACAUGCGGUUCGCGAUCCACCCUCUCCGAACGAAUUGCCUUUUGUCGGUACCUUCUUCGAAGUUUAUCCUGAUCACCUUGGAAACCACCAACGUCUUUUCGAGAAAUAUGGGCCGAUUAUCAAAACAAGCAACCUAGGCCGCAUCACCUACCAGACCAAUGACCCGGAAAUCUCUGCCAUCGCUUUCGCGGAAUCUGAUUUUUUCACCAAGAAGAUCAAUGAAGCCCACCCACUCUCCGCUCUCAAAACGCCCGCUGCUGGUGUUUUCCUCGGAGACACUGACACGCCGGAAUGGAAGGUUGCGCACAAAUUCUUGCCCCCGGCGUUGGGUCCUAAAGCAGUUCGACACUACGCCCCAACCAUGCAACAGACAGUGGAGGAUUCGUUCAAAGUAUUUGAUAAGCUAGAUGAACAGGAUGAGGCCUGGAAUGUCUACAUGUACAUGCUCAAGCUCGGUUCUCAGGCAGUUGGUAAGCUUACGCUUGGACUGGACUUUCAGCAUUUCAGCGAGCCGGAUUCUCCUAUUCAUGAGAUGGUCCACAGUAUCGCGGAGCUCCUUUCCCUCAAUAAAAAGGUCACAUCAAAGGGUGAUUGGUAUAGCUCAUUGCCAUUUGGUGAUCCCAAACGACUCAGGACGUUGAAGGCUCGCAUCGAAGAAAUGGUGGAGGAGUCGAUUCAAAAGGCGUCAAGAGGAGGAGUGGACGAUCUUCCUUUACAAGACGCUGCCUUGACAGCAAGCAACAUGGUCGAUUAUGCCGUUCGCGCUACCGAUAACAAGGGCGAAAAGCUGCCAAAGUCCAGUGUUGUCUGGGCUCUGGUCGUGGCCACUGGUGCUGGUUUUACCACCACUAGCUCACUCCUCUCUUGGCUCAUCUACGGCCUCUGCACAUACGAGGGCAUGCAAGAGCGCCUCCUGCAAGAGUUGAUUGACCAUGGAUUCGACGAGAACACUCAAAUGACGGCCGAGCUCACGGAUAAAUUGGAGUUUCUUGAUAAAUAUAUCAAGGAAACUCAGCGUCGUCACAAUCCCUCCUUCCAACCCGGACGAACGACCAAGGUGGACAUGAUUCUACCAGGGGGCUAUAGGCUGCCCAAAGACGCGGUUGUUAUUCCCGCACUUCACCAUAUUCAUAACCAUCCUGAUCUUUGGGAUAAUCCUGCUCGGUUUAACCCUGAUCGCUGGGACACUGAGGAAGUCAAAUCCCGGCACAAGGCGGCAUACAUACCUUUCGCGAUGGGUCCCCGUAUGUGUAUCGGGUUUAACUUUGCACUCCAGGAGAUCAAAGUCUUCCUUCCUAAACUUAUCUACCGCUACAAGUUCUCGCGGGAAGGCGACGGUCCGAUUGAGUAUGAUCCGAUGUUCCAGCUGAUCAGGCCCAACAAUCUCUAUGUACGCGCAGAACGGCGGGUUAGGUGGCCGUGCAAGUCAAGGGGUGCUAAGGUCUGA